Messenger RNA from Pseudophryne corroboree (corroboree frog), 5252 nucleotides. RefSeq names its product sclerostin (gene SOST). The coding region runs from base 186 to 827 and encodes 213 amino acids. The transcript has 2 exons. The record is from RefSeq and is a predicted model, not a curated record. Gene Ontology annotation, molecular function: BMP binding. Gene Ontology annotation, biological process: negative regulation of BMP signaling pathway; negative regulation of Wnt signaling pathway; ossification. NCBI's taxonomy places the organism in Eukaryota, Metazoa, Chordata, Amphibia, Anura, Myobatrachidae.
GCCCUCUUUGUGGGACACCUCUAUACCAUGAAUGAAGCUGGGAUUAAGUCCUUCCUAUCUUUAUUGUCAUUGGCUAGUUCUACUGAACAGAAAAGAUUUAAAAAAGGGAGUAUCAUUUGUGUCUGAGUAACAUCUUAAGCCUGUGUCUGAGCUGCAAGGAUAAUCAGUGAAGCAGCAACAGCAUCAUGUACAUUGCUUUGGCUAUAAACUGUGCCUUUAUCCUGCUCCAGACAGUCCUCGAUCCUGUACUGGGAUGGCCAUCUCUUAAAAACGAUGCUACGGAAAUUAUUCCAGGGAACAUGGAAAAUACUGAGGCCAUUGUAGAAACUACUGUGACCAGUGACAAUUACACUCUGAAUCAAGCUAAACAUGGAGGAAGAUACUUGCAUCAAACUACAGAUCCAACAGAUCCAUCAGAAUUCAGUUGCAGAGAGUUGCGUUCCACUCAGUUUAUCACUGAUGGGCCUUGUCGCAGUCUCAAACCAAUCAAGGAGCUGGUUUGUUCAGGCCAGUGUUUACCAUCUCACCUUCUACCAAACUCCAUUGGCCGGGGAAAAUGGUGGCGUCAGAGCUCAAUGGAUUACCGCUGCGUGCCUGCUCAUAGCCACACACAACGCAUUCAGCUGCUGUGCCCUGACAAUGAAGUGAGGAUAUACAAAAUCAGAGUGGUGACAUCAUGCCGAUGCAAGCGCUAUACCCGUUUCCAUAACCAGUCAGAACUUAAAGACUUUGGAAAAGACACAGUGAGACCUAUCAAGAAUAAGAAGCCGCGACUUGCCAGGAUGAGGAGCAAAUCAAACCACCAUGAACUUGAAAAUGCAUAUUAAUCAUGCACAAUAAAUGCAGAUGCUAUUUAUAUGUGGUUAUGAUAAGCUGACAGUGUUGAGUUAUGCAACACGUAAAGAUUAAAGUCUGAGGAGUUGCUUUAGCAAGUUUAGAUUAUGGCUGAUCUAUUAUCCACAGAUUAUACUGAGAAGGCAAAUAAAGAGAGAUAAGAAAGGAAGGCUGAACUGAAGUAGGAGAGAAAAUAUUGAGCAUAUUAUUUUUGUAACAGUAUUUUAUGUCAUACUGCAGUUACACCAUUUAGUUACUUAGUGUAUAUAAGGGCAACCUGCUUGUUGAAUUGGUCACCAGACUGAGGCAGAGGGGCACAGGUUAAUAGACUACUGCACAAAUGUAUAGGAGGAGAUACUUGUCUCUUAUGGAUAAUUUAAGACAUGAGAAUGGAGUUUAAGACUAAUUGCAUAUAUAUGCUUUAUAUGAUAAUCUUUAUAAGACUGAUUUAUGAUUUUACUGGGUUUGCUGUUUUAUAUAUAUAUAUAUAUAUAUAUAUAUACUGUAUAUAUCUAAAAAGCUUGGGGUUCAGAGUUUUGAUGAGGAAUAUUUAUUUCUCCAUAUAUUGGAGCAUAAUGACUAGAAUAUUCUAAAUUAUAUUUUUAAAAAUUACCUUUGCCUUUCUCUUCUCCUUUUCCCAUACUCAUUACAUUGUUUAACUGUACUCUUCCCAGUGUCAGUAGGAGAGAACCCUUGGUGAUAUAAUGUCUGUUUUUUGUGACAUAAUCAUUGAGUAUCCUCCUCAAAUAUUUUUAUUUUUCUGAAUUUACUGAAUAACUGAAGCUAAUAGAGUCCAUACCUCAAUCUAAAUAUAUAUCUAUACACGUAUAUUGUUUUAUCUCAGUUUACAUACCCUCCAAUAUGAAAUUUGAACAAAUAUUUUAUGUUUCUUCCUGCUUAUUUUCAAAUGCAGUAAUUUAUGUUAAAUAACUUGAUUUAUAAAAGAAAAGAAAAGAAAAGAAAAACGAAAGAAAACACAAUUUCAGCCCACAUUACUGUGAACUACGGUAAGUGUUGCAGUAUAUGCACAUUGGCAUUAAAGAAAUGCUUGUCAGAAAGUGUGUGCACAGGGCCUUUUUAUUUACAUUAUCAUUAUGAAAUGUAUUUACCAGCCCUUAAAGAGAAUAAUGUUGGAAAGUAAAGGUAUAAUAUAUGUAGGCCUUUAAUACUUAUAACAUUGUAUAUUAUUCAGAACAAAAUGCUUUAUAAGUGAACUUAAUGUAACACAUUAUCAGAAGAGUAUGCCAUUUUUAUAUUCUAUUAUGUCUUAAAUGAAACAUAUUUUAUAAAUGUAUUAAAAGUGACGUGUAAUAGAAAUGUUCUUCAUAUGUUACACAAUCCACUUAGUAUUUAUUGUCUAAAGACUGUAAAAGCUACGCUCUAAGCAUAUGUAAUCUCUCCCUCUGAUUAUCUAUGAGCAUCUUUAAAGCUGCUUUCCAUUCCACGUUUCACACAAGAUAAAAACAUCCCAAACUUUAAAUGCCAGUAACUGCAUGUGACAUUAAUGAGAAAUAUGUGUCUGAAAUUAAUAAUAAAUACCAAAGUGGAUGGUGUAGGAUCAGUUGUGUCAGGGCCGGAUUAAGCAUGGUGGGGACCCCGGGCAAUGAAGUUGUGAGGGCCCCCACUACAGUAGAUGACAGACCCCUGAGCCCCCCCUUACACACACACACACAUACACCCAUGCUGCACACAACACACACACACACACACACACACACACACACACACACACACACACACACACAACUAUGCUGCACACAACACACACUUACACCCAUGUUGCACACAACACACACACAGACGUACACACACACACAUAUGCGCUCACGCUACCUGUCCGCCCUGCGGUGCAGCGGAUGCCGGAGUCAGGGCCCCACACCCAGGAGCGUAGUAGUCUCCCCCCCCUCCCGGCAGCUCAGCUGUUCAUUAACACCUUGCACAGCAUUUAAUAGUCUCGUGGGAUGCUGCAUUGAAAUCCGGCGAGAGUAUUAAAUGCUGUGCCAGUUACACCUCCUCGGUGGCGCUGUUAAUGAACAGCUGAGCUGAGCCUCCGGGAGGGGGGAGACUACCACGGUCCUGAGUGUGGGGGCCCCAAAUGUGUGGGGGCCCCGGGACGACCGCCCCUUUCGCCCCUCCCUUAAUCUGGUCCUGAGUUGUGGGUGCCUAACAACCAGUGGCGGCUCCAGAGGUGGGGCUGCAGUGCAUAGGGGAGCCACACCAACUGCCAGUGAGUCCUGAAUGGUGAUGUUUGUCAGUGUUUGGUGUGGCAGAUGGUGUGGCUCCCCUAUUUGAAUUUUGGACUGUGCUGCAGCCCCACUUCUGGAGCCGCCAUUGCUAACAACCAAUCAUAUGCUGGUCACUAUGGCACUUAAGUCUAAACCAAUUUAAAUCCCUGUAAGUACAAUGAAAGGAGUGGAGGUAGAGCUAAACAAAAAUGAAAAAAAUUAAAUAAAAAUAGUAUACAGGUUGAGUAUCCCUUAUCCAAAAUGCUUGGGACCAGAGCUAUUUUGGAUAUCGGAUAUUUCCGUAUUUUGGAAUAAUUGCAUACCAUAAUGAGAUAUCAUGGUGAUGGGACCUAAAUCUAAGCACAGAAUGCAUUUAUGUUACAUAUACACCUUAUACACACAGCCUGAAGGUCAUUUUAGCCAAUAUUUUUUAUAACUUUGUGCAUUAAACAAAGUGUGUAUGCAUUCACACAAUUCAUUUAUGUUUCAUAUACACCUUAUACACACAGCCUGAAGGUCAUUUAAUACAAUAUUUUUAAUAACUUUGUGUAUUAAGCAAAGUUUGUGUACAUUGAGCCAUCAAAAAACAAAGGUUUCACUAUCUCACUCUAAGUCAAAAAAGUCCGUAUUUCGGAAUAUUCCGUAUUUCGGAAUAUUUGGAUAUGGGAUACUCAACCUGUAUACCUAAAAAAAAAAAAAAAGAAGACAGCUAGCCAAUGACGAGCCAUAAGAAAUAUCUUUUUGACAUUUCUCUUGAUCUGGUUGCUAUAAAAACAAUGAUUGAAAUACAUAAUUCUAUGGAAUUUUACCCUUAAAUUCUUCUAUAUGUUUCUUAAAAAUGAAGUACACUAAGGAAAACAAAUACAUAUCAGAAUUUCAAAGAUUAUUCUCAGACAUUCACCAAAUACUGUAAAUAAUAAGUAACAUGUUUGUCUAAUACAAAGCUAAAGCAAAAAAUAUACAUUUAUAAAGUAUAAUGUAAAAAACUGCCACAGGUAUAAAAGUAAUGUAACUCAGAAAUUAUGCAAUAAAGACUUCUCAAAAUAUGGAAUUAUCUCUUUAAAUAAAUUUUGAUGAUAAAACAAAAAUGCAUUGUUUCAAUAUUUUUGUUCCACUUUUAAAAGUAUGUACCGGAGAUACUGUAACAUAACUUAUUUGCUAUAGUAGCUUAGAGAUGGAUGUCUAGUACUAGAUAAACAUAUAGGUUUGGGAUUAUGUAUGUCUGUUUAGUAUAUAGGGGGUCAUUCCGAGUUGUUUGCUCGGUAAAUUUCAUCGCAUCGCAGCGAUUUUCCGCUUAGUGCGCAUGCGCAAUGUUCGCACUGCGACUGCGCCAAGUAAAUUUGCUAUGAAGUUAGGUAUUUUACUCACGGCUUUUUCUUCGUUCAGGCGAUCGUAAUGUGAUUGACAGGAAGUGGGUGUUUAUGGGCGGAAACAGGCCGUUUUAUGGGCGUGUGAGAAAAAACGCUACCGUUUCUGGGAAAAACGCGGGAGUGGCUGGAGAAACGGAGGAGUGGCUGGGCGAACGCUGGGUGUGUUUGUGACGUCAAACCAGGAACGACAAGCUCUGAACUGAUCGCAGAUGCCGAGUAAGUCUGGAGCUACUCAGAAACUGCACAGAGAUGUCUUUUCGCAAUAUUGCGAAUCUUUCGUUCGCAAUUUUACUAUGCUAAGAUUCACUCCCAGUAGGCGUAGGCUUAGCGUGUGCAAAGCUGCAAAAAACGGCUUGCGAGCGAACAACUCGGAAUGACCCCCAUAGUAUAUUAAACCAUAUUGAAGACCUAGAUGAUAACAAACCUUUCUAGUACAUACAUAUAUCCUUGUUGCAUUCAGUACUGAUAUAACACACUGCAAAAUGUUAUUAUAUGAGUAAAUAAAUGCCAGAAAGAUCAAAAUAUAUUGUUGUCUAAUAUAAACUUAGGGGUCUAUUUACUAAGCCUUGGACUAAGUACCAGCCAAUCAGUGUCUAACUGCCAUGUCACAGGAUGGGUUUAAAAAUGACAGGAGCUGUUUGGCUGGUACUUUAUCUUUAGCCACUUUAUCAACAUCCAAGGCUUAGUAAAUAGACCCCAUAAUUUGUAGAAAACAUAAUUUGGUCUCUUUAAAUGUAUUUAAGGCAGCCAGGUGUAGUGAUAGCAGAACACAAUACAUCAGUAUAUGCAUUCUUGCUUUUAUAUACUAAAGCCUGUAUAUAUG